AUGUUAGACACAGAUGUAAUCGGCGAUGUGUCUCGGCUGUCCACUUACAGAGGGGCAAAAAAGGAAGUAAAGAAAAUCUUGGACAUGAGCAUCGACAGCAGCACCAGUGACACUGAUGAGGAGUCCCUGACUUCUUCCUCCUCUUCAGAGUCAUCCGAUGGUGACGUUCCUCGGAAGAGGAGAAGAGGUCACAAAAAGAAGACAAAGAAGGCUAACAGGUCAAAAUCUACCAAGCACAGCUCACGUGCAACAACCCUGGACGACAUACUGAAGCCAUACAAUAAAGUUUUUAACUCCUUCAAGAAAGAAGGGAGCAUAAGUAAGGCAUGCACCAAAGUUGGGGUUGGCCGAAAUACACUCGCAUUAACAGCUGUUGUGGCUGAAAUACAACUUGCUGAUCCAGAGUUUUACCAAAGCAUCCCGGAGUUCAGAGCCAAGGAGGAGAAGCUCUUCCACUUUGCAAAGCGAUGCCUGGAGUCACUGACAGCAGACCUCAGGUCUGCCAUAGAAAAUGCCAAAAAAGAAUGUAAACCACUGCCAAUAAAAUAUAAGUUGAGAUAG
Messenger RNA from Megalops cyprinoides (Indo-Pacific tarpon), 561 nucleotides. RefSeq names its product coiled-coil domain-containing protein 106-like. The coding region runs from base 1 to 561 and encodes 186 amino acids. Gene Ontology annotation, cellular component: nucleoplasm. The record is from RefSeq and is a predicted model, not a curated record. The transcript is spliced from 3 exons. Lineage: Eukaryota; Metazoa; Chordata; Actinopteri; Elopiformes; Megalopidae.